Symbiodinium natans is the source of this 1749-nucleotide messenger RNA. NCBI's taxonomy places the organism in Eukaryota, Dinophyceae, Suessiales, Symbiodiniaceae. The record is from the annotation of a GenBank genome assembly.
AUGACUUCCGGACUUGCCACGUCUGGGCGCGGCGCACAAGUAGACCAAUCUUUCCAGAGGAAGCAUGACCGCAUCGACUACAAGGCUCAACGUCAAAGCUUGCAUCGCGAUGACUUGAACGACCUGAUGAGCCUUACCAUAGGACGGAUGGAUAUGUACAACCUCGUUGGUGCCUUGCUUUUGACCUUUGCCUUGCAGUGGAUUACGAGUAGCGACAUCAUUGCGGCACCUGAUGUCAAGUAUUGGCCAGCUUGGUAUUCCACUGUGUUCGUGAUCUGUUGUUUUAGCUCCGUCGGAUACCUUCUUUUCUCCUUGUGGUUCGCUAUGCAGUGCUCGGUCACUUGCCAGUCGCUGGGAACGAGACUGCGGAUCAACUUUGCGAGGCUUUCAUUGCCAAGCAACGAGGACAUCUCACGCUUGAAGGUGCCUUUCUUUAUCCCAGGCGGCGCGUUGGAAAAGAUGCAGAACCGGAUCUUCGAAGCUGACGGAGAGGCCGACAACGGCAACGCGACACACAAGGCCCAGGAAUUUCUUCAAGAGCUCAGAAAAGAAGAGCAGGAGGCAGAUUCCACCUCCAGUCCGGCAUCGAAGCUGGAGCCCGCGGCAAGGAGUGUGACUUUCAACCACUGGAGAACCGAUCACGGCGACAAGGAUGACAGCGACCAGGACUUUGAAAAGCACUUGCGGCGGUGGCUAUACGAACGCGGACAGUGGCUCAGUGCGGAUGCAUACGCAAGAGCCUGCAUGGUGGUCGGUAUGAACCAGAUGUUGCAAGCUUUGACUUACCAUGUUGUGGCCACGGUGUGGAAAGUGUCGGCGCUGACCUCCAUUGCUUGCCUCUUGCUGGCCAAAGCUUUAUCAUUGUUCAUGCUGCAAGUGGACAUUGGAGUCCGGCGGUACUCUUGCCUCGGUCUGUCAAUGGUGAUGUUGUUGGAGGUGCUUCCACCAACCUAUGCUACGAUGUAUUUGUUUAUUUAUGUGCCCGGUAUUCAGUGGCCUGGCUGGUUGCAAGGAGUGGCCUGCUUGCCUGUCUUCUUCAUGCAUGGCAUUUGGAUGUGCUACUUGAGUUACCAGCUUUCCCCUACCAGCGGAAAUCGUGGCCAAGCUGUCGAUGUAGAGGACUUCCUGUCUGAUUCCGAUGACACAUCCAGCGGGUCGGAGGUGGUUGACGAAGACAUUGUAAGGCAGCGAUUCCAAAUGAGGAGGGGCUUCUACGGAACGGAGUUUUUGCCACACCGGUUGAAAGCAAACAAGCUGUUCAACAUUAUCGAGCUUGAGGGUCACAUUCCAGAAGAUGAGCUCCGAGAUGCAAAAGCUCCGGCCGUGGACCCAAUGCCAGGCAGAGUCUCCGUGAACUUCACCUGGUUCUUGGCCGUGCUGUGGAUUCUGAGCGGCAUCAUUCACGCCACUGGCCAGAUCUAUGGCUUCGAUCAAGCAGCCAUUAUCGACUGCUCAGACGACAACUGCACGACCAGUGGCCAGAGUGUUCCUAUCUGGCCUCAUGCCCGGCCACGUCCACAGGCACCCGCAAGGCACCAUCCCUUACGACGGCUUCGAGGGUCUGGUCCAAGUCCGUCCUCCCAGAUACAAUGUGAUUGGCCUGCUCCGGCGAGUUUGUUCGAGGUCAAGGCUUUGCACUGCGGCAGGAACAGCUCCCACAUUUUCGUGCACAAUGGCUUCGCCACCUUUGAAUCGGAAAUCGUGAGUAGGAGACUUGGUGAACUCAGGAGGCAGGAUUGGACAAUCUAG